This is a messenger RNA of Iphiclides podalirius (scarce swallowtail), 2112 nucleotides long. The record is from the annotation of a GenBank genome assembly. Lineage: Eukaryota; Metazoa; Arthropoda; Insecta; Lepidoptera; Papilionidae.
AUGGUUUGGACGAGGUUUCUUGUUGCCUUUUUAUUGGCUUUGACAACACAGGUUCAAUCAAAACCUCAAUAUCGAGAUUGGAGAUCUUAUGGAAUCAUCCAAAUAGUGCCGGCACCAAUAUCACAGCCAUCUAUACCGGUUCAAAGUAACCCAUCGCAAUUAGCGCCUUGCAACUGUCCUACAUCAGUUUCAAAUCAUGGUAUCACAACUGCCGCUCCCUGCAAUUCUUGUGUUCCUAAUCAAUCCACGCCUGCUCCUACCCCUGCACCCACACAAAUAGUACCAAAAGUGCCUGAACCUUGCAACAAAUCUGCACCAAAACCGGAACCUUCGACUGCUGCCCCCUGUGCAACACCUGCUCCUACCCCUGCACCCACACAAAUAGUACCAAAAGUUCCUGAGCCUUGCGUCAAUACUACACCAAAACCAGAACCCUUAACUGCUGCCCCCUGUGCCACACUUGCUCCUACUCCUGCACCGACCCAAAUAGUACCAAAAGUGCCUGAGCCUUGCGUCAAUACUACACCAAAACCAGAACCCUUAACUGCUGCCCCCUGUGCCACACCUGCUCCUACUCCUGCACCGACCCACAUAGUACCAAAAGUGCCUGAGCCUUGCGUCAAUACUACACCAAAACAAGAACCCUCGACUGCUGCCCCCUGUGCUACACCCGCCCCUACCCCCGCUCCUACACCAGCUCCCACCCAAGUAGUACCAAAAGUGCCUGAACCAUGUGAUACGUCAGCACCGAAACAGAAAAUAAAGGUAACGCCAGCACCAGCUGUCAUAUCACAGACACAAGCACCGACCAAUGCUCCUUCUGUCUCAUCCAACUGCCGAAACGGUGAAAUCUAUCCCUCAAGCAGCGGCAGCUGUGACCAGUUCCUUAUGUGCUACAACAGAGUAUUGGUCUUGAUGAUCUGUCCACCCGGCCUAGCAUUCAACUAUAAUACGAAGAGCUGUGAUUGGUCAGCAAACGUACCGGCGUGUAGUGCACGAGUCCAAUCAAAACCUCAAUACCAAGAUUGGAGAUCCUAUGGAAUUGUUCAAAAUGCAUCCUCAUCGACAUCAGAGAAAUCUAAUCCGGUUCAAAGUAUACCAUCGGAGUUAGGGAAUUGCAACUGUCACGAUAUGUCAACUGCUACUUACGUUCCAAGCCGAAUAGUGCCUAAAGUACCUGAUCCAUGCACCCCACCUGCACGUGAACCUGAACCUUCAACUGCUGCUCCCUGUGCUUCACCGGCUCCCACACCAGCACCCACCCAAAUAGUACCAAAGGUCCCAGAACCAUGCAUCACCCCAGCACCCAAACCUGAACCUUCAACUGCGGCUCCCUGUGUUACACCGGCUCCAAAACCUGCACCCACCCAAAUAGUACAGAAGGUUCCAGAACCAUGCAUCACCCCAGCACAUAAACUAGAACCUUCAACUGCUGCUCCCUGUGUUACUCCGGCCCCCACACCAGCACCCACCCAAAUAGUACCAAAAGUCCCAGAACCAUGCAUCACCCCAGCACCCAAACCUGAACCUUCAACUGCGGUUCCCUGUGUUACACCGGCUCCGACGACUGCACCCACCCAAAUUGUACCAAAAGUACCAGAACCUUGUACCAGCCCCUCACGUAAACCAGAACCUUCGACUUCAGCACCUUGUGUUACACCUGCUCCUACUCCUGCACCGACCCAAACAGUACCAAAAGUGCCUAAACCUUGUGUCAAAUCUACACCACAACCAGAACCCUCGACAUCUGCCCCCUGUGUUAUACCCGCCUCUACCCCCGCCCCUACAUCAGCUCCUACCCCUGCACCGACCCAAGUAGUACCAAAAACGCCUGAACCGUGUGAUACGUCAGCACCGAAACAGGAAAUAAAGGUAACGCCAGCACCGGCUGUCAUAUCACAGACACAAGCACCGACCAAUGCUCCUUCUGCCCCGACCAACUGCCAAAACGGUGAAAUCUAUCCUUCAAGCAACGGCAGCUGUGAUCAGUUCCUUAUGUGCUACAACAGAGUGCUGGUCUUGAUGAUCUGUCCUCCCGGCCUAGCAUUCAACUAUAAUACGAAGAGCUGUGAUUGGUCAGCAAACGUACCGGCGUGUAGUGCUGGAGCAUAC